UGAUCAUAGUAAUAUCCAUAAAUUCCUUUCUGGGUUCUUCCUGGGUGUGUGAUGUGCGUGUGUCUGCGUGAAGAUGUACGUAACGAGGCCACUGUCGAUGUACAGAAGAAGUCCGAGCGCCAUGGAAGUGCCGACGCCGGAUGCUCCAUAUUCCGGCUACCUGGUCAUCACCGACGAGGAAGCCGACGCCGCAGACAGCUACUGCUGGGGACUCUGCCGACGCGGCAAGGUCAAGAAGCUUCCUUUCCCACAAGACAAGAUCUUCACCAUCGUUCAUUCGUCGGAGCAUUAUCGGGACUACGCCGUUGAGGUUGUCUUCAUCCCUGUCCCUGACCAACCUCUCUCUUCCAAUCGCUAUUUUGUCAUCAGAGCAAAUGGCAGACACAAAGGGAAAGCAUGCAAAUGCGCAAGGGAGAGGGACAUAGUGAGUUGCUGCUUCAGCAAUCUGUUGAAUGAUAAGAAGCCAAAGGCAUUUAAUGUGAAGGACUUGUACCAAAUAUUCAAGAUUCAUACUCACCAGAGUGGUGGCUUCUUUGCAAGAUCCAUUGUUCCUGAUGGCAUCGCUCCCUCCUUCCUUAGGAGAAAAGGAUGGACCCUUCACACCUCAUCAAGAUCCUACUCCAAGAGAUCUUGCAGGAAGCUCUCAGAGGCUCUUGGUGUGGACACAGCUCUGAGAUCUCAGCUCCCACCUUUCCACUUCCCCUACAUUAGGCAACGCUCUGCUCCAGUUGUUGUAGGAAGAUGGUAUUGUCCAUUUAUAUUUGUAAGGGAAGGAGUAAACAGGCGAUUCAGGAGGCAAAUGAAGAAGUCCAUAUUUUACGGCAUGACACUUCAGCAAAGGUGGGAGGAGAUAUAUUCUCAUGGAAGAGAAGAGAUCACAGAAGAAAACGGCGCCAUUCUUGUGACUGCUGACGUGGAGAGAGAGGUGGUUAUGGUGGGUGGAAUGCAAGCAAGCAAGAGUGAUAGGGUCGAUCCUAAUGGUUUUUAUUGGUACAGAGCUUAUGAUCCACACAAAAGGACAAGGGCAAGUGUGGGAUUGAACACAGCUAUAGUUGAGAAUAUGAGAUGGGUUGAAGAGGAAGGAGGGAGGCCUUGUGGGAGAGAAAGGGUAGUGAAAGUUAGAGAACAAGUGAGACGGUUGGAGGGUAGUGAAUGGCAGAAACUUAGCUGCUAUGUGUUGGUAGAGAGCUUUUGUUUGAGGAGACUGGAUGGCAGAUUACUACUGAAAUAUGACUUCAGGCACACCCAGAAGAUCAGAUUCAAAUGGGAAUAACUUAAUUUGUGCGGAUCAAGAAAAAAAAUGCGGAAAUCGCUAUGAAAUGCUGAAGAAGGAAUGUAAUCACUAGAAAGUUUAAUAAUAACAAGUUUCGAUACAAGAAAUGACAUCAAAUUCAUGUUGCACACUUGUUAUGGGAUUUUUUAUGAUUACAUUCCUUUCUUGAGACUUCAUAAUGAUUCUCCCAAAAAAAAAAAAGGGCACUCUUCCUUUCACUCUAGCUUUGUCUAUUUUGCGGUAAUUCAGGACAAAAGCUGUACUGAAAAUUAUGUCAUUCAGUUUUGCAGCAGGUUUAGUGAU
Neltuma alba is the source of this 1576-nucleotide messenger RNA. RefSeq lists its product as uncharacterized. NCBI's taxonomy places the organism in Eukaryota, Viridiplantae, Streptophyta, Magnoliopsida, Fabales, Fabaceae. Bases 74 to 1273 code for a protein of 399 amino acids. The record is from RefSeq and is a predicted model, not a curated record. The transcript has 3 exons.